Messenger RNA from Medicago truncatula (barrel medic), 785 nucleotides. RefSeq names its product RNA polymerase II transcriptional coactivator KIWI. The record is from RefSeq and is a predicted model, not a curated record. Gene Ontology annotation, biological process: positive regulation of transcription initiation by RNA polymerase II. The transcript is spliced from 5 exons. Bases 71 to 496 code for a protein of 141 amino acids. Lineage: Eukaryota; Viridiplantae; Streptophyta; Magnoliopsida; Fabales; Fabaceae. Gene Ontology annotation, molecular function: DNA binding; transcription coactivator activity.
AGUUUUUUUUUUUUUUUUUUGACACAAAGAACAUAAGGGUUGUUUUCUCUCUUUAAAAAGAGAGUUGAACAUGAUUCGACUCACUCACUGGCUCUUCCAUUGCACAACCGUUUGGGCGCCAAAAAGUUACCUCACACCGCGAGUGAAAUCAACGCUCACAGUUUUGGAGAAAAUGUCUGGAACUGGAAAGGGGAAGAAGAGGGAAGAACUCGACCACGCUUCCGAGGACGAUACUGAAUCUCACGCGCCUCCCAAAAAGACCGCCAAGAAAGACACUGAAGAUGACUCUGGUGACAUCGUCUUUGAGAUUGGGAAGAACAGGAGGGUUUCCGUCAGGACCUGGAACAAACAGCCUUGGGUUGACAUUCGCGAAUUUUACACCAAAGAUGGCAAGCAGUUGCCUGGCAAAAAAGGUAUCUCAUUGAACAUGGAACAGUGGAUUGUGCUUCGUGAUCACAUUGAAGAAAUUGACAAUGCAGUCAAAGAGAAAUCUUAGGAAUUUGUGCACUAAAUGGAAUUACUAGUCCAAACACUAUCUGUGGGUUUCUUUAGUUUUUUAUUAAUCAUUAGAAGCACCUGACAUGGAUCCAAACCUAGGCUCAAAAAUUUGAGAUUUGAACAUGUGGUUAUUAGUGCAUCUGUGCAUGUAAAGAAAGUGUUGAUUGGUUAGCGUAUAGUUCCGUUAUUUGCUAAUGCUAAUAUCUUGAAACUUGAAAGUUUUGAAUUUUGGGCUUAGGUGUGUGUGGAGAUAUUUUUGUUUUUUAAUCUUUUCAUUUUAAUUUGCA